Messenger RNA from Aegilops tauschii subsp. strangulata, 680 nucleotides. The record is from RefSeq and is a predicted model, not a curated record. NCBI's taxonomy places the organism in Eukaryota, Viridiplantae, Streptophyta, Magnoliopsida, Poales, Poaceae.
AUGGCUAGGUUUACGUUGCCCACCCCUGCGAGUAUCGCCGCCGCCCCCACCUUCUCAGCGGCUCCCGCGGGCGCCUCACCCCCACCUUCUCAGCGGCUCCCGCGGGCGCCUCACUCCCACCUACUCCGCGGCCCCCGCCGGCGCCUCGCCCCCCACCUUCUCCGCGGCCCCCGCCGGCGCCUCGCCCCCACCUUCUCCGCGGCUCCUGCCGGCGCCAGGCUCCCCACGCGACGGUCGCCUCCCUUCGCCAACCGGCCACCUCCCGCUUCAGGCAGUUCAGGCGUCGCCCCUUCGCCUCCUUCUGGCUGCCCUCGGCGACGCUCCAGCCGCCACUCCGCCUCGUCCCUGGUGGGAGGUCCGUCACCGGUCCAUCCAGCGGUCCAAACCCACCGCCCGAGGCCGUUCACCUUCGCAGCACCCCUUUCCAGCAGCCAUCGUGAGGUGUUCAGUCCAGCUCCUGCAACCAACACAGGCCGUUGCCCCUUUUGCCACAACGGCACCAGCACAAACACGAGCGUGGUCAUCCUCAACCAGUUCCUCACGCGGCCUCCGCGCAAGCCCUGCUCGUGUAUGCUUACACCAAAAGUACAACUCUUGCUACUCUCCUUGUACUUGCACUUGCUUAUUUUCUAAGCAAUAAUCCUAUUGCUUCCUCUUGGGGAAAGGGAUCCCAUGUUGAA